Molecule: messenger RNA, 1592 nt
Organism: Trichoderma harzianum CBS 226.95
Lineage: Eukaryota; Fungi; Ascomycota; Sordariomycetes; Hypocreales; Hypocreaceae
Exons: 1
Coding region: 153-1517 (454 amino acids)
Source: RefSeq, a predicted model, not a curated record
CCUUUCUCAGUGCAUCACUUCGCUUUUUUAUUUAUUUAUUUCCCCAAUCCUGCCAUUCCUCCAUCUAUCAUCUUCUUUCUUCCGCAUACAACUGUUGUCCCAAUUUCAGUAACACCAAAUCCACCGAUCAUCUUGCGUUGUCGAUAUAUACAAUGCCCAUCAUAUCGACCAUCGAUGCAGAGACUCUGGUUAACCAGGGUCUCUUGAGCCCUGCGAAUUCUGAUGGAGUACGACGAAUUCACAAACGCCGUCUCAAUAGAUCAAGCGAUGAAGAGAAUCAGCAUCUGCCACUAAGCCCUGUUUCGAUGAUAUCAUCAUCCUCACAAUCGGACUCCGACAUGUACACCACCAUUCCUGAGGAGUUGGUCUCACUGGCCACGGUCAAAUAUCUAGGGUACGAUGACCAGACGGCGACCCAGGUAUGGAGUAAAUGGAUCGUUAAAGCGCCUGGAAACCCUGUCCCAGAGUCUGUUUCUUUUGACCAAUUCGACUUGAGAUUCAUCGAUCACGUCGUCGCUUACUCUUACGCCCUUCGUGGUGAAUUGGACACCGAUACUGAUGAUGAUACGCAAUGGAUUCAAGUCAUGAAUCGUUGUGGAAUCAAUGAGGAUACCCAAACCGCCAUCAUGGAUCCUGUUUUCAGACAGGUUCGGUUGACUGAGACUUGCCAAUUCUGGAUCCGAAAUACGGUUGAACUACGAUAUGAGGCCCUUCAAGAAGUACAAGCAGCCUCUCGAGAAAGAGAGCAAUUGAUCCAGAGAGCCGCUGUGCGCCCGGGAGGUUCUGGUUCUCAAGGUUUAUCCAGGGGGGGAGCUAAUAAUCGUUCCAUCUCCGAAACUCUUCGAAUGACUCCAGGAUUCUCUCAAGAUACUGCAAUGUCUGCAGCCGCCUUACGUGCCGCCAAUGCACCAGGCUCCCUUACAAUAUACAGAGGCACAGAGAAGUUUCGCCUGGACAGACUAUUCGACAGCAAUGGCAACGUAGAUAAUAUCGAGACGUUGUCAUCACGCCCGCCCACCGACUUCUGUGGCAAAGCAUCUGCAUAUUAUUUCGCAGUCGACCGAGACGUUGCCAUCAAGUAUGCCUGUUAUGCCAAACGCCGUAGCGAUAUCAGCUCGUUGGUCAUUGUCCAUGCAACAUUCAAGAAUUCUACCAUUGAGAGUCUUUCAGAAGCCGAAAUGCAGCGCGUAUAUUGGCCCAGCGAAGAGUGGAAGCGAAUCAUCUUUUGGUCGCGAAGGGGCAAAAAGCUCCCUUCUGACCUGCACAAGUAUCGACAAGCAUCGUUGAUCAUCGGAACUAUCGCAGGAAAGCCGAACACGGUCUACACCAAUCUGGACCAUCAUGAUGAGAUACCUGAGGAGUUUGUUCUCAAGAAUUCGGCAGGAAGAAACGCGGUCCAAUAUGUGUUCCUUAACGAUGAGGGCGAGGAGCUUUUGGGAAAGGCCGAGAUUAAAGUGUUUCCUCUCACCAGUGCCGAAUUCCAUCGAUACCACCGGGAGGCCCAACAAAAUCUCUAGGGAAGAGAGAUUCUAGAGUAUGAAAGGGAAGCUCACUAGGUAGUUCUAUCCUAUAGUUACGAAUUGAUCAUGGAA